UGGUAUUGAUAAACAGCCAGUGCCUUUCCUCGUCUGUUGGUUUCGCCUUAAGAUACGCAAUACGCAUGCGCAAACUCCGAAAUUCACAACGUUAAAAGCAAUCCUGAAAAAAGCAGAGUCUAGUGCCUACCCUUUCCAUUGAAAAAGUAGGCGAGCUUGUAUGGCGUUUCGCUCUUAGAAGUUUAAGGACUUAGAAAGGACAAGGACAAGUAGGGCUGCUUAUAUUGACGGAAAACGAAACAAAGCAGAUGAAACUCCAGACAGUGAAAGCGCCGACAUAUUAGACACGGAUUGUUUGUUAUAACCUUUGGAAUACAAGAGCUGAAGAUUUUAAACCCUCCAGUCAAGCAUUGACCACGGCUGGCUGUUCCCCUUCCACUAUGGAGGAAUCCCCUCUCAGCUCCAGAGAACAUCUUAGCACACUGCCGGUAGAAGAUCUAAAUAGAGUCCGUCUGGAGAAGCAAAUAAAAAAAUGUGACCUCCAGAUGGACCACAUACAACUUAAAAUAAAAAAAACAAAACUUGAAAUUGAAAUACUGGAGCACAACUUAAAGGACAGUGAAGACACUGCAGACUUUUUUCCAUGCACUAAUACGAUGUCCGAAGCAGGUCCCUCUGCUCAGAGGAUAGAUGCAGUGGCAUUUGCAGUGCAGUAUGGGGGCACAUAUGCAUGUCCAUCCAACAGAUGCAACUGCUGCCAGCACAUGCGGAAAAACAUUGAUCAAUUUCAGUGCACAUUUACAAAGAAAUCUUACAAAAUCACUUCAUUUCUAACUUGUAAGACAUCAAGCCUAAUCUACAUCAUAGAGUGUAACAAAUGCCAAGUGCAGUAUGUUGGAAAGACUUCAAGCUCUCUGCAGACAAGAUUCAGGAGCCACAAGGCCUCCAUUGUGAAGAAACAAUUUCGAACAAUCCCACUCCAUUUCAACAGUGCUGGGCACUCCCUGGACGACCUGGCCAUAUUUCCUAUUGAGCAAGUCAUUGAUCGCAAAAAGUUAGCUGGAAGGGAGGUGUACUGGAUUGGAGAGCUUCAAACAAUAGAACAUGGACUAAACCUAGUACCAUUCAGAGGUGCAAGACAGCUGGAACAGGCUGCUGACCAAGAAAUUCCAAUGGGACCAGAUGAGGGGACUCCAAAAGAACCCAACAACUCUAAAAGAAAGCACUGUGAAGAUGCUGAUCAAGGGACACCCAAAAAAAUAAGGAAGAAGGAAAACAAAAGACGCAUUGAUUUUUCUGAUGAAACGGAGCGACUUCUCCAGACCUGUGAAGAUGUACUAGAGGAUGGAAGACAAAUUGCAUCGCAGAUUUACUCCAAACUCAGAGACAUAUUCUGGAGGACGGCUGAAAGCAAAACAUUUCUGGAGGAGCUAAAAGAGAAGACUUCAGCUUUGAAAGAACAGAGUUCAGAAAAGAAAAUUUACAUUGGAUUGUUUGGGAAGACAGGAGCAGGGAAGAGUUCUUUGAUCAAUGCCAUUCUGAACGAAAACCAGCUUCUACCCUCAGGAAGUUUGCAUGCAUGCACUUCAGUCAUCGUGCAUGUGCAGGCCAACACGGAGUCCAACAAAUACAAAGCUGACAUUGAAUUCAUCAGCAAAGAGGACUGGGAGGCAGAGCUACGUUUCCUGCUGGAAAUACUGUCUGACACAAAAGAAAAUGACUGGGAUGAUUUGGAACAAGGGAAUGAUGACCUUAAAACCAUGGCAAGAGAUAAAAUUACAGCCAUUUAUGGAGCCGACAGACUGCAGAGAAAUUAUAGUGAAUUGGUGGGAACAAAAAGGUUUCCGGAGAUUCCGGAUACAGGCUUGAGGACCCUGUCUUUUGAAAGCGCUACAGAACUGUCUCAAAAAAUUGGCUGCUACAUUCGAAGUGACGAGGAAAGUAAGCAGCAGUUCUGGCCUCUUGUGAAGCGUGUCACCAUUUCCGUGCCUAACUGUCCAGCUCUCCUGGAUCAAAUUGUUCUGGUGGACCUUCCCGGGGCUGGAGAUGCCAAUAAACACAGAGAUGAGAUGUGGAAAGAGUGUCUUAGCCUGUGCUCCUCUGUCUGGAUUGUCAAUGACAUCAACCGAGCUCUGUCCGAGAAGGCUGCCAAUGAGAUCUUUCAGAACACAUUGAGAACCAUUGCUGGGGGAGGAGAGUGUCACAAUAUCACCUUCAUCUGCACCAAAACAGAUGUUGUCAAUCCAGGGGAAAUCAAAAAGAAUUGCAAGGUUACGGAUACAGACUUACAAAUAAGUGAAAGUGAGGAUUCUCCAGGUUAUGAGAAGAAGGAAAAACAGGCAUGCAUAGUGUUCCAUAAUGAGAGAGCAAAAAGUAAAAUCAGCACACAACUCAAAGAGAAAGCAAAGAAACUUCUGCUUGGUGAUGAAGUGGAAUCAGAUUUCUUUGAUGUGUUCACUGUGAGUGCAGCAGAAUUCGGGAGAAUCAAACAAGGAAAGUCGUCUGUUCUGGAGCUCAGUGAAACUGAAAUACCAUCGCUGAUGGAGCACAUCAAGAAACUGUACGUCCGUCAUUCCAGGAAGGAAGUGAAAGAUUAUGUAUCGGAUCUUUCUGGAAUCGUUUCAUAUCUUCACUUUUUAAAGGAUGCCUGCAGUGCAAAGAUACAGUGUUCACAGUCUCUAGAGUACCAACGACUUGAAAAUGAGCUGAAUGCAACUGGUGAAACACUGAAUCGGUACCUAAGCACAGCUUAUGGCAUGCUCCAGACUAACCUGCAGAAGGGAGUGAAAGCAGCUGAGAAACACUGCCUCGGAAAUGCCAUGAAGAAAGUGCUGGAGCCAGACAACAGAGGCCACCACGAGACACUCAAAGCCUUGUGCAAAGGUGAUGGAUAUUACAGAUCCGGCAAUGGAGAUAUAGUUGAUCUAAACCAUACUCUGUCAGAGCCCAUGUACAAUGAGAUGAAUGAAAAGAACAUCUUUCUGACGACCUUUGGCUCUGAACGUUCAAGGAGGUCAAUUAAAGGGAACUUCGAAAGUUUUCAAGAGAACCUCAUCAGUAGUGAGCUUCUACAAAGUCACAGAAAGAACAGAGAGAUGUACCUACGGCUGGUGUACAUUAGGACGGAGCAACGUAAACUGUUGAAGAAUAUGGAGAAGGAAAUCCUUAAGAAAAAGAAGUCCAUCUACAAUUCUGUCAGUGAUUCGAUCAGGGACACCAUGCAGUCGACAUAUGAAGAAUGUGUUGGAAUCACUGGAAGAUCUGCUUUCACUGAAAUUCAAGGGAAGCUAAAAAAUAAAAUUGAAUCUUCCAAAAACACCAUGUUCAAAGAGGCCAUGGAAAGGAUGCUGAAACAGUUCAGUGACCUGCAGACAUGGAUUGUGGAGGAAAUCAAAAUAAAGAUGAAGACAUCUCUGAUGGUGGCUCUAAGACAGAUCCCUGAUGAUGUCACUGAUCUCCCAGAUGUGGAGGAAGAAACUGAAAUGAUGAAACGAUGCUGUGAAGAUUUAGACCUGAAAAUUUUCAUUUAAAAGACCAGCACACAUGGAUGAACAUCAUCAAAGCUGCGCUUUCAGAGAGCUGUGACAACUGUCUCGCUCAAAAACAGCAGAACUGCUAAAUAUUGCAUUAUUCACUUGAUAAUCUGUUUUACAUUCACUCCACCUAAUUUUAUGUUUUUGAUACUAUAUAUGAAAAAAACACCCUGAAAAUAAUUGAAGUGCAGUAUCUGAGAAAAAAAUCUAGUUUGGAAUCAACUGCACAUCUUUUCUCCUAGAAGAGUUUGUGUUUAAUAUGCAAUUUCAUAUGUAAUUUGAAAUAAAUUUAAAAGAAAUUUGCAUUUUUUAAACUGGCCAAGAUUUUGCCAAAUAAUCCCCUCUGAGAGGACUUAUUUGGAUGUACCAAACGUGCACAAAUCAAAUUACUUCAUAAUCCACACAUUCUGAUGUUGGUACACACAUUCCGUGAUGUCAAACAUUGUGACAUCAUUCCAUAUUGACCAUGAGUGAUGUGCCUCUGUGUCUGCCAGUCAGAAUUGCUAACAGACAAUACUGAAUUCACCUGCCAGUUCACUUGCUGGUGUAACUGGCCCAUAAUCCUGUGGAAAGUCGCUUUUUUGCAUUUAUUUCUCCUGCCAGAUAUUUUUCAUAGUUAUUAGUG
Megalops cyprinoides (Indo-Pacific tarpon) is the source of this 4098-nucleotide messenger RNA. Its product is annotated as nuclear GTPase SLIP-GC-like. Gene Ontology annotation, molecular function: GTPase activity. The transcript is spliced from 22 exons. NCBI's taxonomy places the organism in Eukaryota, Metazoa, Chordata, Actinopteri, Elopiformes, Megalopidae. The coding region runs from base 381 to 3470 and encodes 1029 amino acids. The record is from RefSeq and is a predicted model, not a curated record.